Messenger RNA from Microplitis mediator, 801 nucleotides. RefSeq lists its product as uncharacterized. The coding region runs from base 119 to 649 and encodes 176 amino acids. The record is from RefSeq and is a predicted model, not a curated record. NCBI's taxonomy places the organism in Eukaryota, Metazoa, Arthropoda, Insecta, Hymenoptera, Braconidae. The transcript has 2 exons.
UCGCGAUAGCUAAUCUGGGCAAUAAUAAUUACCGUUCGUUUAAAGAAAAUUUUAUUUUUACGCAGUAAGUUUUGUUGAUUCAUAGCUAACACAGGAAAUUAUCCACGAAUUAUUAAAUAUGUGGGCUAUAUAUUUUAUUUUUAUUACUAUGCUGGGGGCCAGGGAAAGUCUGGCGGGCGAUUUAAAGAAGCGACAGGUUUUGUACCCAGCACAAAAUUUAUUUGGGUACCAGUACCCGUUCCCGCAGAUACCAUUCCAGCCGUCUUAUUAUCAGCCGAAUGAAUUCGCGUAUCGUAUACAAUUUUGGCUCACGCCUCAAGCAGCUCCCGAGAGCGCGACGAAACCAUCUGCUGGUUCUGGGGAUAAUCUUAUCACGGUUGUCAAUCAAACUGGUGGUGCGGCUCGUAAAAGCAAUGAUCCAGUCGUAAGUGGUGACAAAAAUGAUUUGAAAAAUGAAAAAUCUGAAUCUGGAAGAAAGUCUGGUGAGAAAUUAGCUGUCAAUGGCACGGUUGCAAUUGAAAGUAAAAUUGACGGGCAGGGUAAUGACACUUUGAAGCAGACUGGAGCUACACUAGAAGUCAAAAUAUCUGCUGACAAUUCAACGGAGAUAAAAAAUAGAAUCGAUACUAAAAAUUCAACAACUUCUUGAAUUUAAAAAUACUAGUAUUUUAUUUAUUGUACGUGUAUUCAAAAAUUUAAAUAAUUAUUUGAAUUUAAAUUCAACAAGUGAUGGAAUGUAACAGAUUUGGAGUUUAUUUUUAAAUAAAAAAAUUUAAGUAAAUGGAAAUAAUUUCUUUUUGU